Messenger RNA from Telopea speciosissima, 2100 nucleotides. Its product is annotated as disease resistance protein RUN1-like. Gene Ontology annotation, biological process: defense response; signal transduction. The transcript is spliced from 5 exons. The coding region runs from base 1 to 2100 and encodes 699 amino acids. The record is from RefSeq and is a predicted model, not a curated record. Gene Ontology annotation, molecular function: ADP binding. NCBI's taxonomy places the organism in Eukaryota, Viridiplantae, Streptophyta, Magnoliopsida, Proteales, Proteaceae.
AUGGCUGCCGAGAUGACCUACGGAGCUGCUUCUUCUUCUUUUUCUUCUUCCUCCCGUCAGUGGAAGUAUGAUGUCUUUUUGAGUUUUUGUGGUCAGGACACUCGCACCCACUUCAUUGAUUACCUCUUUAACUGGUUGCAUCGGGAUGGGAUUCACACCUUUAGAGAUGACAAUUGGCUAACCAGAGGAGAGAAUAUAUCUUCAGAACUGAUGGAAGCAAUAGAAGGUUCUAGGAUUGCAAUUAUUGUCUUCUCUGAGAAUUAUGCUUCUUCCACCUGGUGCCUUGAUGAGCUGGUGAAGAUCAUCGAAUGCAAGAAAGAUGGGCGACUAGAAAAGGUUCUGCCUGUUUUCUUCAAGGUGGAACCAUCGGAUGUAAGGCAUCAGCGAAACACUUAUGAGAAGGCAUUUAAGGAACACGAAGAGAGUUUCAAGAAUGAGACAGAGAAGGUGAACAGGUGGAGGGUUGCUCUCAAAGAAGCUGCGGAUUUGUCAGGGUGGGAUCAAGAAAAGAUUGCAAAUGGGCAUGAGGCGGAGCUUAUAAAAGAAAUCGGUGAAGAAGUGUUGACAAUAGUGAAGCCCAAAUGCUUGGAAGUUGCAGAGCAUCCAAUUGGGUUAGAGUCCCACAUUUACCGCAUAGUUUGUUUGUUAAAUGAUGGCAAAUCGGAUGUGAGUCGCAUCAUUGGGAUAUAUGGACUUGGUGGAAUAGGUAAGACAACUAUAGCGAAGGCCGUUUUUAAAAUCAUGCUUAGAAAUUUUGAAGGCAGUGUCUUUCUUGCUAAUGUUAGAGAGGGCUCAAAACAAAAGGGUUUAGCUUUCUUACAAGAACAACUUCUCUUUGGUGUCUUGAAGAGAAAAGAAGAGAGAACAAUUUACAAUGAAGAUGAAGGAAUCAAUAUUAUCAAAGGACGUCUAUCAUGUAAAAGAGUUCUUAUUGUUCUUGACGAUGUGGAAGAAACGAAUCAAUUCUAUAAAUUGGUUGGAGGGCAUAAUUGUUUUGGUCCAGGAAGUCGAAUCAUCCUAACAACUAAAAAUAAACAUUUGCUAGAUAGCCUGGAUGUGAAUGAAAAACAUCAAUAUAGAGUGGAGACAAUGAAUCAAAAUGAAUUCCUUCCACUUUUUAGUCUCCAUGCCUUUCGUCAAAAUCAUCCAUCAGAAGAUUAUCAGCAGCUCUCAAAUGAGGUAAUACAUUAUGCUGGGGGCCUUCCAUUAGCUCUUGUGGUUUUGGGUUCUCUUCUAUACAAUAGAAAUAAAGUUCUGUGGGAAAGGGAAUUGAAGAAUUUAAGAAAUAUACCCAAUAACAAGAUUUUUGAUAUACUUGAAAUAAGAUAUAAUGCAUUACAUGAAGAUGACCAGACCAUAUUCCUUGAUAUAUCAUGCUUUUUCAUUGGAUGGAACAAAAAUGAUGUAAUUAAAAUUUUAGAUGCUUGUGAUCUGGGCGGAGAAGCUGGAAUUGAACUUCUCACAGAGAGGUCUUUGGUUACAAUUGAUGAACACAACUGCUUACAUAUGCAUGAUCUCAUUCAAGAAAUGGGAAGGCAAAUUGUUCGCAAACAGUCUCCUAAGAAGCCUAGAGGUCGUAGUAGAUUGUGGAAUAACGAUGAUGCCAUUGAUGUAUUGAAAUACCUCAAUGGAAUUGAUGCAGUUGAAGUCCUUCGAUUAGACUUGACUCAAUAUAAUGUGAAAGAGUCUGGCAUGUUGAACACUUUAGGAUUUUCUGAAAUGCCUAAUCUAAGAAUACUUGACAUUCAUUGUUUUUCCGGAAUAGAUAGAACUGUUGAUGGUGCAACAUUCUUCAUUGAUACAGACUUGGAACAUUCUUUUCAGGAGGGGAAUUUUUGUUUUGGAAAGUUACUUUGGUUUAAAUGGAUAGAAUUUCCCUUCGAAUUUAUACCAAAUCAUUUUCAUCUGGGGAAGCUUGUUAUUCUUCACAUGCCACAGAGCAACCUCAAAGAAGUUUGGAAGGAAACUAAGCAUCUCCCAAAGUUGAAGGAACUCGAUCUCAGUUGUUCUUCCUACUUAACCCGUACACCGAACUUCGCAGGGCUCCCAAAUCUUGAGAAACUGAAUCUCAGUAGUUGUGAAUCUUCCGAGCGGUAUUAG